Messenger RNA from Gopherus flavomarginatus (Mexican gopher tortoise), 368 nucleotides. Its product is annotated as zinc finger protein 558-like. The coding region runs from base 21 to 305 and encodes 94 amino acids. Gene Ontology annotation, biological process: regulation of DNA-templated transcription. The transcript has 4 exons. NCBI's taxonomy places the organism in Eukaryota, Metazoa, Chordata, Testudines, Testudinidae. The record is from RefSeq and is a predicted model, not a curated record.
UCCCAGGUGCUGCACAGACCAUGACUGAGAUCAGACCCCAUAUUGUGCAAGGCUGCAGAAUGACGUCCAUGUUUUGCUCCAGCUCAUCCCAACCUGGCGUGGGACAGGGAAGAGAAAUGGCUGCAGUGGAGUCAGUCCAGGUGGAGAUUAUCAGGGGGUUGCUGAGGCCGGUGACCUUCGAAGAGGUGGCUGUGUAUUUCACCAGGGAAGAGUGGGCUCUGCUGGACCCCGCUCAGAGAGCCCUCUACUGCUAUGUCAUGCAGGAGAACUAUGAGACGGUGGUCUUGCUGGCAUCACCCCAAUAGGCCAGUGACACACAUACUACCGGAGACCCUCCUCUGCUGCAGAACACUUUGGGAACAGAGCAC